UCCCUCCCUCCGCCCCCGCCGCCGCCACUGCCGACGACCCACCGUCAUCCGACGGCCGCGUGCUGCACCCCCCCGCCUCCGAGCCCACGAUGUCUUCUGGAGAUGGGAUCAACGGAGAUGAAAGGUCUGAAGAGACACAUAGCAAAGAUAUUAGACGCUACAAGUGUGAAUUUUGCACUGUUGUUAGGUCCAAGAUGUAUCUCAUUCGAGCUCACAUGGUUGCUCAGCACAAGGAUGAGUUGGACGCAUCAGAAAUCUACAACUCAGACGGUGAAAAGGUUGUUCCUGAGGUUGAACACAAAUGUGAUGAGUGCGGAGCUUGUUUCCAGAAACCAGCUCAUCUGAAGCAGCAUAUGCAAAGUCAUUCCAAAGAGAGAUCCUUCGCCUGCCCACUUGAAGACUGCCCCUUCAGCUAUAUAAGAAAAGAUCACUUGAACCGGCAUAUGCUUACGCAUGAGGGGAAGUUGUUUACAUGCCCUCUAGAAGGUUGUGGCAAGAGGUUCAGCAUAAAGGCGAAUAUUCAAAGACAUGUUAAGGAAAUGCAUGAGGAUGAACAUGAAUGCAAAAUGGAUGACGCUAAAAGCAACCAGCAGGUUAUUUGCCAGGAGGAGGGCUGUAAAAAGGCUUUCAAGUAUCCUUCACAGCUGAAGAAACACGAGGAAAUGCAUGCCAAAUUGGACUAUGUGGAAGUAGUCUGCUGUGAGCCUGGCUGCUUGAAGACGUUCUCAAAUGCUGGGUGCCUGAAGGCUCAUAACCAGUCUUGCCAUCUAUAUACUCAGUGUGAUAUUUGUGGGGAGAAACACCUGAAGAAGAACAUUAAAAGGCAUCUAAGAGCUCAUGCUGAAGUCCACUCUACUGAAAGGUUGAAAUGCACUUUUGAUGGCUGUGAAUGCACCUUCUCCAAUAAAUCAAAUCUAAACAAGCAUAUGAAGGCGUGCCAUGACCAAGUCAGACCUUUCGAGUGUCGAGUCGUGGGGUGUGGCAAGACAUUCCACUACAAGCAUGUCAGGGACAAUCAUGAGAAGUCCAGUUGGCAUGUAUACGUAGAGGGCGACUAUGAGGAGAUGGACGAGCAGCUGCGCUCGCGCCCAAGAGGCGGGCGGAAGAGGGCGGCCGUGACGGUCGAGACGCUGACUCGCAAGCGGGUGACCAUCCCCAGCGAGGCCUCCUCCCUGGACGACGGGGCGGGGUACAUGCGCUGGUUGCUCUCUGGCGGGGAUGAUUCGAACCACGCCGAGUAGGCGUCUCUCCUAGUAUGUUGUUGCAGUACGUUUUGGAGGUUGUCAAAUGUAUAGAUAGGUCUCUACGGUUUUGCUGCUCAAGUCAGUUGUGGUUGUGUGGAAAUCGACGUUUGUGUGUACGUAUGCAGAGUUCUGAUUUAGCAAGUAUAUAUGGUACUAGUAAGUGAAUCAGUCGUUAUAUGGUAGUAACUGCUUUGGGGAUAGUAACUGAGCAUUUGAGUCGUUGUAAUAGCCAUCAUAAAUCUGUGUUGUGUUUUGGAUGGUUGCUUGGCGUUGCGGCCGGAAUGAAGUUGUUGUCGAAUUUGCUGUUUGUGUGCACGUUUUAACCAAGAAAACUAAAUAAAGCUCGAGGAAUUUGUCUGUUUA
This is a messenger RNA of Hordeum vulgare subsp. vulgare (domesticated barley), 1607 nucleotides long. RefSeq names its product transcription factor IIIA-like. Gene Ontology annotation, biological process: regulation of transcription by RNA polymerase II. Bases 90 to 1241 code for a protein of 383 amino acids. NCBI's taxonomy places the organism in Eukaryota, Viridiplantae, Streptophyta, Magnoliopsida, Poales, Poaceae. Gene Ontology annotation, cellular component: nucleus. The transcript has 7 exons. The record is from RefSeq and is a predicted model, not a curated record.